AUGUCAAGCCAGGCCUUUAUUACUGAGAGGGACUUGCUGCAAACAGCUCUUCCAAGUACAACAUACGAAAAUAGUACCUUAUAUUAUUGCUAUCAUCUUGGAAGUCGUACCCCUCCAAGUUCUGUCAGACACUGGCAUUCCUUCGCUGAAGACGUGAGACGAUAUGAAGUAAGAGAUUAUCGCAUGUUUCCACCGCUCAACGUGAGGGACGACACUGUCGAAAUUAUUGAUGAGACAAACCUAUUGCUGUUAAUGGAUAAUACUAUAUUGACCGUCAUUCGCAGCAUUUGGGAUCAUAGAAGUGUUUCUCUUUUUACAAUACGAGAUACCUUGAGGGCAAAUUGGCAUAUGACCAAUAACGAUGGGAGAGCAAUUGUUUGCAUUUCUCUUAUACCAUGUUGGGCUUUGAAAACAAGCAACCAUGCCGAUGCUGUUCUCGAGUAUGAAAGGGGUGAAACCGACUUCUACAAUUAUGUUAAUAACAUGUAUGAUUACAUGUUGAACCUUGGAAUACGCUACGGGAUAUUGACGACCUAUGACAACACUUGGUUCAUGCGAAGGUCUUCUGGAGAUGAAAAUAUUCUUGAAAUAUCCCGUUGCCAUAAUAUCGAAACCGAUGAUUUGUUACUCCUAUCCUGGAAUUACAUAAUCUAUUUGAGUAGCAUUUCUAGACCGUGUCGUCCCGUAUUGAAUCCAGACUAUAACAACGAGAACCAUCCACCAGAUUCGGGAAAUAAUCGUUAUUUUUCCCGCUCUGUAUCCGACAACUCGGAUCAAAACUCGAACGAACAAGGCUCUAGUUCGAGCGAAGAAACAUCUGAUGGAUACGUCAAUUAUUCAGCGGGGGACCAAUCGCAAUACUCAAAAGUUGAAUUGCAUAUAACCAAAGCGACAAAGUCCACUCUCAUAUGGACCGAUAUUAUUUGGAAAAACUUUCUUGACCAUUGGGCAAAGAACGGACCAAUUAAACUUAUUGAAUACCAUGGUCAAUUAAUGGUUCUUAAAAUAACACCCAUCGGAGAUACACAAAAGUAUAAAAAUCUCAGCUCAGAGGCCGAAAUUUACGAGCAUUUGCAACCGCUUCAAGGCAAUUGUAUCCCCCGACUACUUCACUACGGACACGCACUCGAAAACCAAUUCUACAUCCUCGCUCUCGAGUACCUUCAACCUUUACAAAAAGUGCCUACGAAAGCGUAUAGUGAGCAGGCUAUGAACAUUAUAGCUGAUAUACAUGACCACGGCGUCCUGCAUAAUGAUGUCAGCGUAGAAAAUUAUAUUGUUUCUCUGAAUAAGACUACGGGAACUCGGCAGUUGUACAUGAUAGACUUCGAUUCCAGCAAGCUAUGUACGGAAGAGGAUGAACAAACUCUUGAUAGCUUGUGGGAGAUGAAGAUGUACGAGAAACAAAAGGUUUUAGAUUUAUUCGAUAGCUUGUAA
Messenger RNA from Paraglomus brasilianum, 1437 nucleotides. NCBI's taxonomy places the organism in Eukaryota, Fungi, Glomeromycota, Glomeromycetes, Paraglomerales, Paraglomeraceae. The record is from the annotation of a GenBank genome assembly.